UUCCAUUCCGCCCAAUCCAUCGCCGCUCGCCGCAGCGUCACUGCGUCAGGUUAACCGAAACGCGCCGCGCCCGCCUCCGUUUCAAACCCGAAAUUUUUCGCCGUCCCCCCCCCAAAUUUUUUCCCUCGCUUCUGCCUCCGCGCAACCCAACAAAUCGCCUUCCAUUUUGCUUCCCCUCCGCCUGAUUAGUCUCGCCAAUUCCCCCCUCAACCGAACCAACCUUCCUCUUCCCCCGAAUCUCAGGUCUCCCGCCCGCACCCACCGGCCGGCCACCUACCCCGCCGGCGCGAAACCCUAAUCGGCGGCCGCCUCCCUCUCCAUCCCAUGGCGGAGCAGGACGGCGCCGCGGGACAGAGCCCGCUCGACUCCCCUCCGGGGGUCAGUGCUGAAAAUGGGGAUGAGAAUACUGAACAGCAUCAACCAUUUUUCUCCAUGUGCCAGCCAAUUCGCUCUGUUAGCUACGCAAAUUCGUGGGAAAGCUGUUUUGCUCCUGCUGCAAAUGAAAAUGACCACAAUAGUGGCUUGAACUCAAUGGUGGAUGACCACAUCCUGAUUACAUCUGCUUCUCUUGGAAGCAAGCAACCUCAACCUGAGGACAUAUCUGGUACAGUAGAUGAUGAAGGCAAGCCUUGUUCACCACAUUCAAUUGAUAAGGAAGCCAGUUUGGUGCAAGAUGUCAUGGAAAUGGAACAAUCAAUGGAUGAAAUUGAUGUGCCACAUGGAGAAGCAAGUGAGCAGCCAGAACCCCUUAGCACAGAGCAACCCGAUUCAACUGGUGGAAUGGAUUUAUGGGAUGACAAAGAUAAUCAGAAACUGUUGCCCCUUAACACUGAUCGGUGGAACUCCAAUAUUGGUGAAACUUGUGAUGCUGAAGAUAAGCAGUUUCCUCUGUCCUUUUCUUACAGAAGGCAACCCCAAUCUGUGGGAGCAGGUCUUAGCAAUAUGGGGAACACAUGCUUCUUAAAUGCAACUCUUCAGUGCAUCACUCAUACUGUACCACUUUUUCUCAAGCUUCGCUCAACUGAUCAUUCCACUCCAUGCUCAUAUGAUAAAGAUGGAUUCUGUUCUUUCUGUGCCCUUAAAGAACAUGUCGAUGAAUCAAUUCGAAGGUCUGGAUCUGUUAUAAUGCCCGCAAAGUUCAGAGAUAAUUUAAGAAAGCUAUCUUCAGAUUUUAGACCGGGACAGCAAGAGGAUGCACAUGAAUUCCUACGUUGCUUGCUUGAUAACUUGCAUAAGUGUACCCUCGAUCCCAUGUCUAAGGGCAAGGGCUCAUCCUUUGAUGAAGAAAGUAUAGUCAAGGACAUUUUCGGAGGCCAACUGAAAAGCCAGUUGUCUUGCUGCGAGUGUGGUCACAGCUCGGAGACAUUUGAGCCCUUCCUGGAUCUAAGCUUGGAGAUCGAUCAGGUUGAUCACCUGGUAGAUGCCAUGGAAUCUUUUACCAAGGUAGAGCAGAUCGGGGACUCUGAAGAUAAGCUCACCUGUGAACGAUGCAACGCUCAAGUUUGUAAGAACAAGCAGCUUACACUUCAUAGAGCACCAGAUGUUAUUGCAUUUCAUCUGAAGCGUUUUACCACCCUUGACAAUUCUGUUGAGAAGAUUGACAAACAUGUGGUAUACCCUUCAGAGGUUGAUUUGAAGCCGUUCCAUAGUAACCCAGACACUGUGGGGGAGCUGAAAUAUGAUCUUUAUGGUGUUGUUGAGCAUUCUGGGUUACCCAACUAUGGCCACUAUGUGUGCAGUAUUCGUUCUUCACCAAGCACUUGGUACUUGAUGAAUGACUCCCAUGUUGAUUCGAUUACAGAUGCAAGCGCGUUAAACAAGGAAGCAUAUAUUCUCUUCUAUGUUCGGCAGGGCAAAUUUCCAUGGUUCUCUAGUUUGCUAGAGGUCAAAGAUGCCCUACAUGCUGAGGAUGCUCGCGGUGCAUCUCCUGUGUCUGUUUUGGAAAAUAUUGAUGCAAACUGUUCAACGUCUUCUGGAGGAGGCAGUAGCAGUAAUUCUGGUGAUAAAUUAGAGAAAAAUGAAGCCAGGCAGUUGGAGGAGUUAGAGAAGGAUGAAACCAGUCAAUACAAAGUAUCAUUCUGUCAUGAGGAGCCAUCUAAGAGAAGUUCACUUGGUGCUUCCAACAUCAAUAAUACAAGAGAUGAAAUCAGUCCACCCAGAGCAUCUCUCCAAGAUGAUGUUGUUAGAUGUCCCCGUAGUGUAGAAACUACCAAUCUGGAUAGGCCCUCUACUCCUCUGCCCUCGAAGCGAUCAUUCUCACAUAAUGAGUUUGGUGUGUUUGAGUUUGAGGACUUUGAUGAUGACGAAGACACUCCUUUGCUUCCAGAUCUGAAAUUUCACCCUAAGGCAAAGAAACCUAAGGCUGCAUCUGCAUCUAAAGCUGUGAAGGGCCCCAGUAUUGAUCAGAACGCAAGACGUUUGAUGAGUGGCAUGCCAUCCUCAAGAAGAAAAGGUCUCCUGGACUGCAUGGUCACACAACAAAAUGCACAUCAGGAGUCUCGUAGUCGCAGAUGCCCCACAAGCGACCCUCUGGACAAAAAGAAACGGAAGUUGGUUCAAUGCUAGGUAUUUUCAAGUUUGGGCACCACAAAUCUUGUAUUUCUGUAUAUCCUUUUUUGUUUUCUUUUGCUACUCUCUUGCUGUAUAUCUUGGUCUAGCAUCCAUGCUGUCCUCCACUGCCCUUUAAUCUAAUUUAGCUGUCAUAAACUUUAUGGCCGGCUAGAUUGGUUGCAGGGUACAUGAGAGCAUAAGAGUCAGUUAAUCUAUCUACUUUUUUUUUUUUGCUUCCUCCUUAUGUGCCAUCGCACACCUAUCAACUAUGCUGUAUGGGAUUUGCACCUGCACCAACUGCCCAUUUUGUUUAGUAGGUAGCACUACUUGGACAGAACAGGGCUUAUCUUGUAUGGAACAUAACCAGGGAAAAGAAAUGAAAUCGAGUUUAUCUGAA
Messenger RNA from Setaria italica (foxtail millet), 2947 nucleotides. RefSeq names its product ubiquitin carboxyl-terminal hydrolase 17-like protein B. Lineage: Eukaryota; Viridiplantae; Streptophyta; Magnoliopsida; Poales; Poaceae. Gene Ontology annotation, biological process: protein deubiquitination. The coding region runs from base 325 to 2565 and encodes 746 amino acids. Gene Ontology annotation, cellular component: nucleus; cytosol. The record is from RefSeq and is a predicted model, not a curated record. Gene Ontology annotation, molecular function: cysteine-type deubiquitinase activity; cysteine-type endopeptidase activity. The transcript is spliced from 15 exons.